Molecule: messenger RNA, 11499 nt
Organism: Cinara cedri
Lineage: Eukaryota; Metazoa; Arthropoda; Insecta; Hemiptera; Aphididae
Source: the annotation of a GenBank genome assembly
AUGUACAGUAUUAUCUUGAUAUUUUGCUUGUUCGGUUUAAUACGACUUUCAGUUUGUGAUUAUUUUUGUGAAUCCGAUAGCAAAGGAUUAAAUAAAUGCCACGACGGCGGUUGCAAUAGUCUUGACACCGCUAAUGAAAAAUGCGUUUGCCAUUUUUCUGAAAAUCUAAUGAAGGGAAAAUACUGUGGUGUUUAUGAAAAUAAGUGUCUAAAAAACCCAUGUAAAAACAACGGAACGUGCAAAUCUGGUAUAGGACACCAUAUUUGUAAAUGCAAAGAAAUGUUUUAUGGCAUUAACUGUGAAAAACGUAUUAAAAAAGGUAUGUUUACUAAUUAUAAAUUAAAUGGGUUAUUUCUGUUGCAUUCUCUUUUUCCCGUAUAAUUGAUGUUUAUUAACCAUGAAAUCCUUCCUUCCAAUGGUGAUUUCUUAUUUAAUUAAAACUUACCUGUAUACAAAAGUAUCUACUAUUUCAGAUACGUACUUUGUAUGAGUAUUUUAGAUAGGUGCCUAGUGCCUACCUAUAGUAUAAUAAUAUUAUAUAAUCUUUUUUAAAACUUGAAUCAUUUAUUCAAUGAGAAGUUAUAAUGGUAUAAUAUAACUAUAAUAUUAUAUUAUUAUGCUCGACUAAUUAGUUGAAAAAUUAGGACACAAUUUUGUGAUAAUAAAAUCCAAUGAUAGUAAGUAUAAUAAUUAUACACUAAAAGUCUUUAUUAUUUCAAGAUGAAAAAUUUAAACACAUAAGAAGCCCUUCAAUAUAUUAUCGAAUAAAAUCAACAAUUGGAGAAGAAUUGUAUUUAUUACUUGUUUCGGAAUCAUUUGGAGAUAAAAAAUAUGAUGUAAUUAUUAAAGGUGCAGUACAACAUUUCCACUAUCCAUUAGACGAAUUCAAGCAAAAACAUAAAAAACCUGAUGUUAUAAAACUGUGUUCCGAAAAAUUAAACUCAAAGGAAUUUAUUGUAAAUAAGUGCAUUGAUCCUGAUAACGACAACUGUCAAGAUAUGUGCAAUUUUAUUCGAAAUAUAUACGGUAACACAAAUGUUACAAUAUUCGAAUUUCAUACAAAUUGCAAUAAAUAAUAUUAUGUACCUGUUUACUUCUUUAAUAUCUUCGUAGUUCGUUAAUAACUACUUAUAUGAAGCAUUUUAAUGUUAGAUUUUGAGUGGAGAGAAGAUGGUUUGAUAAAGAUUCUUUUUUUUUUAUCUGUGCACAAAUUUUUACCAGAAGGCUAUCUCAGAUUUCUAUGUGUAGCAUCUUUUCUGAAAGUAAAUUCGCAUAAGCAGGUACUUUAAAAACGUAAUUUUUCGAAUUUCUCAAAAGUUUUCUCUGUAACGGGCCCAACGUAGGAAUAGGACUUAGAGAAAAUAUGUUUGAAAUAAAACAAACUCCAACUUAAGUUUAUAAAUAACUAAUAUUUUCCACACAAAAAACUACAAGUCAAUAAAUUCACAAAAAUAUUACAAGUCCAAAAAUAUUUCGUAAAACAGAGUGACACCAAGUAGCUUGUAUUUGAUCGUGGUGGACUCGUCUGAAUCGGCAAUGUUUCUUGCGGCGUUAUAUAUGCUCUGAAGGACCCGCAAUCCAUCGUUUCAUAGUACGACUAUCUACAUUAUUUCGGCAGUAGCCCCGCAUUUCCUGGAAUCUAAGAAUUGCUCGUUGGUUUGCGCGUUUAUUAUUUCAUUUUACGACUGUGGCCUUACGCGCUGUUAUGCCUAAUUUUACAAAUUCGAAAGGGUAAAUUUUACUAUUGUUUUCGGCUUCCCCCUUUUUGGUUGUUGACGCUAUCGUCCCGCUGGCACCAUCACUGUCGCCGUCGUGUCGCGGCUAUCUCUUUAUUUUAUGUAUGGUGCAUUUCCGUAUAAAUAGUAUACUUAUAUUAUUUUGAUUAUACGUUUAACUAUGCGUUGUCGCCAGUGCUGGCACCGUUGCUUUAUGCCUAUCUGCGCCCUUUGUAUAUAAAACGUGAAAUUGUAUUCUUAGCUCCUGAUUUUAGUUGUGGUCCCCCUUUUGAAUAAUAAUUAUUACAGAUUCACGCACGUUUACUUAUAGUAGCGUGUGGGCACGUAACAUCUCAUCAAAUGCGAAAAACCAAAAACAAAAAACGGGAAAAUUUACGAUUUUUUUUUUCUGUGCACAACUUUUCUACCAGCAAUUUUGGUCCAACUUUUAAUAAUAACAAUGUUUCUAAAAGGAAAUUUCACUUUCGAGGGACUUUAAAGAGGUCAUUUUUGAUUUUUCCAAUAGUUUUUUUGCAAAUGUGAAAACUGGAAUAAAACUUGAGAAAACCGGGAAAAAUAUAGGAAAAUUGGAAAAAUUGGUACAACAUUAAACCAAUUUUAUUAAAGAAAAUAUAUAAAACCUAUCUAAUUAUUAUUUUUACUACAAAAUGUCGUAUAUAUUGUUGACAAAGCAUCACUAUCAACUGAACUCCACUCAGAAUCGUUCUUUCGUAAACAAUAGUUUAUCGUUUCUUACGAAUAUAUAUUAAAUUCCCGUCUAUAUCCUACCUUCCCAACUUCCCACCUACAUUAGUGACUACGCCCGUCCCCAUAAUCUUACCUUUCUUUUUUAACUAUGACAUUUACAGAACAUGAUAAGGAAGUCGAAUUUGCACUAAUUGGUCCCUAUUUCAACACAAAAACAUUGCGUAACAAAAUAGACAUAUUCUUUGACUCAAACAAUACGAAAAAAAUGGGAACUAAAUAUAUCUUAGAACUUCAAUUAUAUUCUACAGUCGAAAAAAAAAUUGACUAUAAAAUAGAUUUUAUUCAAUUCAUGGCAGUCAUAGAUGAUACCUCACUAUGUAUAACUAAUAUUGAUUUUGAUAAUAAUGCUAUAAGCCAGUAAGUUUUUAUCAAAAAUAUUAAAUUAAAAUAGUAUAAAUAAUAUAUUUUAAACACUUAAGGUAAAUGUUAUUUUAUUCAUAAAACACUUAAUUACCCAUUUACAUAAAUAAAAUACUUAGUCAACGAAUAACAAAAAAAAAAAAGAUCAUAAAUAAUAUUGUUUAUUGUUUGUUAAUAAUUAAAUUUAAAUGUUGUAUUAUUUAUUAUCCCUGGUGUAUUUGUAAAUAAAUGUAUAGGUAUACGCACCUUAAAGGGGUUAGGUAAACCCCCGACAAAUGUUUAUGUGUAGGCAAAGCUGUGUAAACGUAUAGACUUAGUUUGAAAUUAAAUCGUAACCUGACAGUAUUAGGUUUAACAGGAUGUGCGUUAUGAAAGUCUACAUUUUAAAAUUGACCAUCUCUUGGCUGCUUUCUUUCUUUCUAAUAAGAUAACUGUUUAUUAUUAUUAUUUAAUUUUUUACGAAUUUAUAGUAAUAAUAAAUUAAAAGCUUGCGUAUAAAUUUAAACUACAUGUUUAAGUUAGUGUACAUCCACAAUCAACGAUUUUGCUUAUAGGGAUCAGGGUAUACGUCAUAUACCCGUGCGUAUACCCUACAAUACACCACUGUUUAUUGUACAAUAUUAAAUUAUAAUUGUAUAAUUUUUCACAAUAUGAUAAAUUAAUUAAACUAAAGAACUAGUAAAGCAAUAAUGACCAAUGAACAAAUCAUAAAAAAUAUAAUACCAUUAAAGAGAAAAGAAAACUGGACGCUUGAUAUACAAGUAGAAAAUGAUAGUCCAAAUUUAUGUAAUGCUCAAAGAAGUGAAACAGCCUAUUGGAAAAUAUUUAAUGCUAACAAACGCAUUCUUAGCUACCAUAGUAAAUUAAAUCAUCGGUUAUAUAUUUUAAUUUCUGUGUUAAUUUCCUUAAUAGAAUAUUUCUUAAUAUAUUUUAUAAAGAUGAAGAGGGACUUUCAUAUUUAGACGACUCGGUGAUGCACGGGGAUGCUGACCUAGUUAUCGAUAAAUACAAGUUGCCAAUGGGAAUCCAUAUCAUGUAUCUCAAUAUAACAACACACAAUAUUAAAAACGGAAAAAAAAUAUCUAAUCUAUACUUUGUAAAUACAUUUUUCGUAUCUCAUUUUUAAAUUUGUAAAAUAAGAAAAUAAAUAAAAGUGUAAUAUUAGCGUUGCAUAGAAACCCUAUUAGAUGGAUUAGUUGCGAAGAUUACAGGACCAUCUCCCUUAUAUAUAGGAGAUACAUUUUUAACAUUGGAUGCUUCCGAGUCAUACAAUCCCAAUGAAAAGAACACUAAAAAAGAUUUAUUAUUUACCUGGGAAUGUAAUAUUGUUGAAGAUGAAAUUUGUAAAAAAACAACAAAAUCAAGUAAAUAUUAAGUACUAGAAAAUUAUAUAACAUAUGAUGAGUUAUAAAAUACAAUCAGGGCACCCGUGCAUAGUAAAAUUACUAAAUUCUACGUUUAUUUAUUUUUAUAUUUAGUUAACUCAUCUUUUCAGCACAUCUGUUGAAUAGAAUUAUAAUUAAAUGAAAUAAUUUUAAGAUGCACACAUGCAUUAUUCUUUGAAUCGCAAAAUAGCAAAAUUAUACAGGUCGCGGGUCAUACAAUAUGUCAUAAAAUUAAACAUUUAUUAAUAUGUUAUAGCUUUAAAUACCAUGUAUUCCUGUUUAAUUGUUUUAAUCAAAAUUACAAUAAUACGUUAUGUUUAUAUUGUAGCGUCAAAACAAACUCUGGGAAAAAAACUGGAAAAAUCAUAUGAAUAUAAUUUUACAUUAACGCUGAGUGUUAGUGAAAAUUAUACACAAUCUAUUGGAAAACCCACAGAAGGAAUCGCAAAAAUAAGUGUGUAUACAGCAUCGAACAUAGGAAAAGAACUAAUUAUCGAGUAAUUACCUACCACCAUUCUAUGUAUCGUUAUUUAUAAUUAUAAUAAAACUCUAUUAAACCGCAGUAUACCUAAUAGUAAUGGAUAAACCAUAAACUUAUACAUAACAAGACAGAAUUUUCAGUAUAAUAACGCUCGCCAGUAACCCGAACACCUGAUUGAGGAAUAAUCAAGAUGGGCGUGUUUUAAUUGCCUAUACCCGAGUUAUAGUGUUGUUCUCUAUUACAUCUCAGUCUCUUUCUUGAUCCGCUAAGCACGACCACGCUCUUAGUUCUCGAGACUAGUAACAAUAAUGCAUUAAGCAAUUUUUAAUAAAAUUAGUCAGGUACUUAUUACCUACAUAAUUAACAUAGAAUCAUUUUAAAAACACAUUGAUAACAAAAAUUAAAUCAAAUAACAACAUAUUUAAAUAAUAGCAUAAUUUUUUUUUUUUAUGAAAGUAGUACCAAUUUUUUCAGUUAUAAUUUAUGAUCAGGGGGAGUUUUCCAAAAAAAGUAUUCAAAUAUAUAUACAAAAAAAAAACAUUCAGAGUAUAUAUUAGAAUAUAUUAUUUUUUUUAAAUUAUCCACAGUAAUAUUUAAAUUUAAAAAAAUCUAUCAAAAAAUGUUUAUUUGAAUUCCUACACAACUGCAUAUUAUCUUAUAUAUAGAUGCUUUGAAAACUGUGUACCGUUGUCAAAUCCAUCGAGUAUUAUACAUCUGGAAGCAAAGAAGAAUUUUAUUAGCAAUGAAUCAUUAAAUUGGUAUUAUCAAGAGAUAAAUAAUACUACAGAAACUCGAAGUUCAACUGACACUAUUGCACUGACAGACGUACCGAAUCGUAUGCUCAUUGUAAACAAAAACAUGUUACGAUACGGAACAAAGUAUAGGUUUUUUGUUGAAUGUAUGUUUGAAUUAUUUGUAUUUUAUUUUUUAUUACUAAACUUUCCGGAUGCUUCCUAAUUUAUGUUUAUAAAUAAUAUAAUUUGGUAAAACUAACUAUUAUUUAUUAGGUUUAAAAUGUGGAUUGAAAAAUGAAAUCUACAUAACGACUAUUUCAAAACCAAAAGUCGAUAUUUGUACAAUAUCACCAGAUUCUGGUUUAGCGGGUAAAACAUUGUUUACUAUAUCCUGUAUGAAUUUCACUAAUGAAAAUAAUACGGAAAAUACUUUUGAAUAUUAUCAAAAAAAUAAAUAUGACGAAACCUCCUUGGGUAAGUAAUAAAUUUUACAAGCAUUGUAAAUCAAAUGAAUAUUAUGUAGAUUCAAAUUAUUAUAAUUUAAUUAUCAAUUUAAGGAGUUUUAUUAAUUCGAGGUAAUAGAACAAUGACAAAUUUAAAAUUAACCUCGUCCAAAUAUUUAACGGUAAAAGUUAUAAAUAAAUUUGGAGCAUCUACACAAGUGAACUUAACUGUGGACGUAAAUAAUAAUUUUAUCUCUAAUUAUAACAAAUACUGUAAUAUACAUUUUUUUAUUUUAUUUUACUAGAAUAGUGUAAAACGUAACUCUCUUGCAUAAUUACAGGUGAAAAAAUGCAAUUCUCAUUCAAUGAAAAACUUAUUCAAAGAAUUAAAAACUAACUCAAUGAAUAAAGAUAUUUCAAGUAGGUAUUAAUUUUUGCAUUCAAUUACUAUAUAAUCAGGUCGGUAAGUUUUGAUAAUAACUAUAAUCUUUAUUGUUUGAUUAAUUUAAGGAACCGUGUCAAUUAUAGCCAUUUUGAGUGAUCUACUUCGUGAAAAUCAUAUUAAUAAAUUUAAUAAGUUGUUUAACAUAUUGGCUCAGGUAUGAAAAAUUAAUAAUUUAAGUAUGAAGCAUGUCUUGUUUUUUGAAAUAAUUAAUACAAACUAUGUAGCUAAUAAUAUAAUUAUAAUUUAUUUACAGAUACCAAUUAAGAAUUGUAUUUUCUGUAGUGUUCAAUUUAUAUCAAUACUUCAGAAGGUUAUGAAAGAUUAUAAUGAAGUUGCUAAUGGUAAAAUGGAAAUAAAUACAAUUUCAAAAAUGUCAAAAGAACUGCUCAGGGUUUCUGAUUUUUUAUAUGUAUAUAUUAAAACAUCGAAUGAGACUGAUAAGAUAAUUGAAGUUGACAAUGUGGAACAAAUAAAAGAGUAAACCUCAUAGAAGAAUAAAAAAAUAAGAGAUUUUUAAUAUUGUAUUUAUUUAAAUAAUUGUAGAGGACUAAAAACAAAUUUAGCUAUUUUUAAAAGUAAUCAGUUUAACAUAACAAAACCGAAUGAUCCUUCAGAACGGUUUUUUUGGUCAUCAAUGGAUAAUGUAUAGGUUCUUUAUAUCUUUAAUUUAUUUUUGUUUUUACUUUUUUAAAUAAAUAUUUAUUACUUGUUAAUAUAUAGAUGAACAUUAUAACUGAAAGCACCGAUAACCUUCUAAAAAUGUUUGGAAAAUCGAUUAUUCUCGAAUUGGCACCAUAUUAUGAAAGAUUAAUUAUUUGCGUAAAAGAGAUUAAAGAUGUCAACGCAUGUGUAUGCUAGUAAUCAAAUCAAAUGCAGGGCAAUAAACGUAACACAAGACAUUCAUUAUCUCAGAAAAUAUUAAUUUUUUUUUUUUGAUUUUGUUUUUUAAAACAUUUAAAAAAUAAAUAGUUAUAAAGUGUUACAUUACAGUUUUUUUGCCAUUUUUUAAAGAAUAGAACCACUACCUACGAUUGAUUUCCAAAUAAAAACCUUUACUAAAAAUAAAUAAAUAGGUGAAGUAUUAUUGUAAAUAAAUUUUGGUAUUAACAUUUUUGAUGUUGAGCAGCCUAUUUAAGAAUUUUAAGUUUGGAUAAGGGCAGAGUAGUAGUAUACCAUUAAAACAAUGCACGUCGUACUGCUACACAAAUAAUGCACCACUCCUCCUCCGUCCAAAUUGAAAAAUAGAAUAUUCAAUCAACGUUAAUAGUUUCUAAAAAUUAAACAUUUCAACGUUAAAAUUGAUUUUAUCUAAUACUUCACUUAUUUAUAGGAUUUUCAAUUUGAAAAUCAAAAUUAGGUAGUGGUUUCACACCCUAAAAUAAGAGUGACGAAAAAAUUUAAUUUUCUAAAAAAUAGAUAUGAAAAUAAAAUCAGAAAAACUUUAAUAAUUCUCGAGAUAGUAAGUGUCUUAUGUCAUGCUGACCCUAUAUUAUAUAAAAUAUAACCAAUAAUAGAAAAUCUUUGUUUACAGAUUUUGUCAAGUGAAUGGUUAAAGAACAGAACAUUUCAUACUAAAUCUAAUGAAUUUCUGUAUAAUACUAUUGAUAGAGAAUUAGGGAAUGAACUUGUAAUACAGGGAAAGGAAUGGGGAAUAAUAGUAUGUUUUUUUUUUUUUAAACACAUAACCAUUUUCAAACAUUUAAACUUCAAAUUUAAAAGUUUAGAUGUUCAAUGUUGAGAAUGAUUUAAUACAAUCAUUUGACAUAUUUGAAGAUUCCAACAUAAAUUUUCAAAUUGUGUCAUUUGACGUAUUACGUUUUAACCAGAAUAAUCCAAGAGAAUUGAUUGAGUACCAUUCAUUUGAAAAGCCUAUACAUUUAAACUUUAAAAUGAACAAAACUAACAUGAGAAAACCUAAGGAAUAUACAAUUUGGGUUCCAUCGAAAAAUUGUAGUAAUCUCGAAUUUGAUAAAACAUUAUUGGUGUAUAGAAUAGAUAUGAUAAAUAUUCAACAUUUAUUUGUUACAUUAAGUGAUUCAACUCAUGAUUUACGUGUAUGUUUUUAUUUCAUUAUACAAACAAUAUUAUGUUUUAACAAAAAUUCAUAUUGAAUUGUCUAGUUUCCUAUAUUUAUAGUUUACAUGGUUAUAUGAUAAAAGGCCAGAUAUCGGAAUAAUGAAUAAUGAAACAUACACAAUAAAUAUUAUGGCUGGUGAAAAAUAUGAGUUUACAUUAAAAACAUUCAGUGAGCGUCAAAAUAAUAUACAUUACAUUGGUAUAUCAGCUAAUAUGGUAAAAUUUUAAUCUGAGUCUUCAUAGCAUAAUCUAAUAAACAUAUACUUUCGUAUAAUUUCAACAACAAUGUACUUAUUAUAUACAUUGCAUAUUAUAGUGCAAUAGUCAAUUGUACAUACUACAUAAGAAUAUAUGAUUAUACGAAAUUAUAAAUAUACAAAUAUGUCGGUAAAAUUGUUGAUUAUAACAAGACAGCAUAAUAUUCCAAAAGUAUCUAAAAAUGAUUUCCCUACAUACAAGUCGUAUUUUCUUUAUCAUAAUUCGUUAGUAAUCUAAAACCGAUUUUCAAAAAAAUUAUUAAUAACAUUGAUUAGUAUUUACUAAUUACUAAUUACUAAUUAGGUAUAAAUCUAUUGCAUUUGUAUAAUUUUAAGUAUUUGCUAUCUUAAAGAUAUAAUAGAUAGGUAAUCUAGCAGGUAUCUAGUGUUAUUAUAACCUAUGUAAGAUGAAUAAUCAAACAUUUAUUGUUGUGAAUUUUUUUUUGUAGACACCACCGAGCUAGGUGGGAUCGCGUUAGCAUUACUUCCCCGGGUCUGGUUCACUCUCCUAGGCAUGCCCAUCUCCCUGUGUUAAAAAAUCAACCAUCUGAUCUACACCACUUCGCCGCUCUUGCCAGGAACGCAGUCUCACCGCCACCUUCUACAUGGUUGUUGAUAUAGGAACGGUCCCGUCCUUUGUUGGCAGCGUUCUCACGGGUUCUCACCCUUUAAAAUGCCGUGAAAUAUUCUUACGGCAUCCGGGUGAUAAUCAGGGAAACCUCCUCAUAUACGAUACGAUAUUGCUUUGUCAUUCUUAGGACGAUUUAAUUAAAGAUAAGAAAUAUUAUAACCACAAAUUAAGAUAUACAGAAUACCGAACAAGAGCCUGUAUCUGUAUUUUGACAAAUCGAAAGUUUCUAAUUUCCAGUUUUCAUGGCACUAAAUAAUUACAAUGCUUAAAUGAUCAACUCAUUAUGUAAGGUAAAUCAUCAGUUUCUAAAAACACAUCUACUGACUAUAUAACUAAUAUAUAACUAAUAUAACUAUUCAUUUUUCUUUAAUUCUUGCCAAAUGGUACCAUUAGUUUAUUAAACGCCAUUAAGGUAACAAAGUACUCUGGAUUUUGGAAAAAUUUGUCUUCAACUGGUAAGAUCUCAUUCAGUAGCCUGUAUAAUAUUAAUUUGUGAUUAUAAACUAUGGGAAGUAAAGAACAAAACAUUUAAUUAUUUGAAAGUUAAUUUAAUUUAUUUUAGGAUCAAAAAAAUACUACACAAAUUCAUAUGUCUAAUAUUCAUUUUUCAAUGGAUAUGUUUAGUCCACAAUGCGUAUAUUGGAACGGAAAGAAAUGGACAACAAAAAAAAUGUUUGUAAGUCAUUUCGAAUAUUAAGUUAAUGCAUAUACAACUAUCGCCAUAUAAAAAGGUAUACUUUUAAAAUGGCAUUAUUGUAGGUUGGUUCAAAAACUACAAAAGAUAAUAUUUACUGUGAAACUAAUCACGUGUCGUUGUUCGGUGGUUUAAUAUUGACUUUACCUAAUAUAACAGACCCCGUUGAAGAAGUAUUUCAUUAUGAAUCCAUUGCCAAUAAUAUGGUCUGCCUUAUAUUAGUAGCUGUGGUGUUCAUAAUUUAUUUAAUAUUACUCGUUUGGUGUAUACAUCAGGACAAGAAAGACGUGUCAAGGGUAAUCACUAUAAUAAUUGUAUCAACCAUUUAUAUAGGUAGUUUAUAGGUGUUUAUGGUGAAUAAAAUUUAUGAACAUUACAUUACAGGGUGAAAUCAUAAUUCUUCACGAUAAUUAUCCUGGAGAAGACGAAGUAUACUUAAUAACGGUGUAUACAGGAAACAGUCUUGAAGCUGGCACUACGGCUAACGUCUGCAUACAAUUGUAUGGAGCUAAGGGCACAAGUCGAGUAAGUUAUUAAUAGGGCCCGGAUUUAUAUGCAUUUGCAUGUUCUUUUAACAGUCCAAAAAGUAAUUGUAUAAGCUACCAGUUCCGAAAUAAAAAAUUGUUAUUUUUUAAUGUGUACUGCACAUUUCUGUAUUAUACGAUUUUGCAUUAUACUGUAGUCGAAUACCUAGUGUAUCAUACACAUUUAUUUUUCUAUUGUUCAUUGGUUUUACUCACAAAUACCUAUGGUUUGCAAGAAAUUUGAUUUCUUAAAUUAUCUAAUCGCUUCUAGAUAAAGAUAAUUCGAUUAGGACUAAUUGUUGUAAUCAGUAUAUUUAGUAGAUUUUCGUGAAUCAUAUUUUCAAAAUGUUUCAAAAUACAACUGUCAAAAUACAAAUGCAACAAAUGUUGCAAUUAAAUUGUUUGUACUAGAUAUUUAAUACAUUUUUUUGUUUCAUUUCAAUUAUAUACAUUUUUAAACUAAAUAAAUUUAAUUAGCAUGCAUUUUUGUUUGCAUAUUUUAAUAAUAAUCAGUGUAUAAAUACAUGCAUAUUUCGUACGUUUUUAGUGCAUAUAAUUUCGUGUCCUAGUUAUUAAUGCGUGGCAUUUACACCGUGUGUUUAUAUGUAGAAAUAUACCUAUUAUUCCUUUCAUAGGCUCAUUGGUUGUAUAAUCAUGACAGUGAUGUUUUACAACGUUUCAAUGAUGAUUGGUUUAUUAUUUUUGCGCCAAAAAGUUUAGGCGAAUUACAGUAUAUUCGUAUUUGGUAUGAUAAUUAUGGAAGUGAACCCGAUUGGUAUUGUAAAUAUAUUGAAGUUACCGAUGUGCGUGGAAAAAGAAAAUGGAAUUUCAACGUGGAACAAUGGUUUUCACUUUCACCAAUAAUUAAUCAAAUUGAACAGUCUAUUUCUGUAGGAAUUCCUCAUGAUCGGAAAAGACAAGUUACAGAUGAUGUAGAAUUAACUUUACGUGAAGAUUAUCAAUGGGCCAGUGUGUUUUUUCGGUAA